CCGCCGGAAGGUUCUCAUGAGGAACCACUCAGAUUCCUGUCACUUCUCAAGGCAUCUCCGUCGUGAACAUGGCCCUGCCACCCUUCUUCGGCCAGGGUCGCCCAGGCCCACCGCCCCCGCAGCCGCCGCCUCCUGCUCCUUUCGGCUGUCCGCCACCGCCGCUGCCCUCCCCGGCUUUCCCGCCGCCUCUCCCCCAGAGGCCCGGCCCUUUUCCGGGGGCCUCCGCCCCCUUCCUUCAGCCUCCGCUGGCUCUGCAGCCCCGAGCCUCCGCGGAGGCCUCCCGCGGCGGAGGCGGCGCUGGCGCCUUCUACCCGGUGCCACCACCGCCGCUGCCUCCUCCGCCGCCCCAGUGUCGGCCCUUCCCGGGGACCGACGUCGGCGAGCGGCCGCGGCCACCGCCUCCCGGCCCGGGGCCGCCCUGGAACCCGCGGUGGCCUGAGGCGCCGCCGCCGGCCGACGUGCUCGGGGAUGCGGCCCUCCAGCGCCUGCGCGACCGGCAGUGGCUGGAGGCGGUGUUCGGGACCCCGCGGCGGGCUGGCUGUCCGGUGCCCCAGCGCACGCAUGCCGGGCCCAGCCUUGGCGAAGUGCGCGCGCGAUUGCUCGGGGCUCUGCGCCUGGUGCGGCGGCUGCGCGGCCUGAGCCAGGCCCUGCGCGAGGCCGAAGCCGACGGCGCGGCCUGGGCCCUGCUGUAUUCCCAGACCGCGCCGCUGCGCACGGAACUGGCCGAGCGGCUGCAGCCGUUGACCCAGGCUGCCUAUGUGGGCGAGGCGCGGAGGAGGCUGGAGAGGGUCCGGCGCCGCCGGCUGCGGCUUCGCGAGAGGGCCCGGGAACGCGAGGCCGAGCGGGAGGCAGAGGCCGCGCGGGCAGUGGAACGCGAGCAGGAGAUUGACCGCUGGAGGGUGAAGUGUGUGCAGGAGGUGGAGGAGAAGAAGCGGGAGCAGGAACUCAAAGCAGCCGCUGAUGGUGUACUAUCUGAAGUGAGGAAAAAACAAGCAGAUACCAAAAGAAUGGUGGACAUUCUUCGGGCUUUGGAGAAAUUGAGGAAACUGAGGAAAGAGGCUGCAGCGAGGAAAGGGGUCUGUCCUCCAGCCUCAGCAGAUGAGACUUUUGAGCAUCAUCUUCAGCGACUGAGAAAACUCAUUAAAAAGCGCUCUGAACUGUAUGAAGCUGAAGAGAGAGCCCUCAGAGUUAUGCUGGAAGGAGAACAAGAGGAAGAGAGGAAAAGAGAAUUAGAGAAGAAACAAAGAAAAGAAAAAGAGAAAUUUUUACUUCAGAAACGUGAAAUUGAGUCCAAGUUGUUUGGGGAUCCAGAUGAGUUCCCACUUGCUCACCUCUUGGAGCCUUUCCGACAGUAUUACCUCCAAGCCGAGCACUCCCUGCCAGCGCUCAUCCAGAUCAGGUCAGAGGGGCUGGCUCUCCGUGUUGUCUUUCCCUUAGGUAGCAGGAAGCACUUGAAGAAGUGCUUACAUUGUUUAGCUCUAUUACUGUCUUUUUUUUUUUUUAAGUUCUAUAAGGAACUUAAAAAAAAUUAUGGGUUUAUAAUGUUUCCAUGUUUCAAGGAUGCUGCAUACAUCUUGUUUAGUCCUCAUUAAUCCUUGAGAAGUUAAUGUCCCUAUUUUUAUAGAUGAAGAAACAAACUCAGGUUGUGACUUGCCCUUUGUAUUAUCCCGUGUUAUAGAUGUUAUUGCUGUUAUAUUGAUUUAAAGCAUUGGUUUCCUUUUCCAAAUUAUCUUCUGAUGCUAACCAGACCCAGGAAAAAGAAACCCUUCACUACGUACUUGCUUGUGGAGACGGUUUAAGACCCUGGCUGACUUCUGAGCUCUUACAGGUCAAAGCCCAGAAACUUAGGAACAAGGAGGCUCAUCUGAAUCUGCAGUUCUUAAGGAGCUAGGCAAAGUUUUCAGCUCUCUGGGUCUCUCUUUCCUCACCUAUAAAAUGAAGACAGUUGACUAGACUGUGGUCUUCAAACUUGAGCAGCAGCACUCUUCCAAAAUGCAGUCUUUUGAGGAAAUAAUAUGUAAGAUAAAUGAAAUGAAUGGGUUCCCGAGGCAGUAUAAAUCUGUUGUUGCCUAGAAGCACUUUGUUGUUUCUAGACUCCCCUAAACAUCUGCUUGGGGCCUAGGGGUCUUCAAAGUGUGAUUUGAAAAUCACUGAACUAAGUGAUCUCUGAUGUCCCUUCCAAAACCUCAGCUGUUUGUGAUUCUCAUGAAGGAAUGCUCUUUAGCAUAUCAAGUUUAUGUUCUGGGAAAAGUUUAUUUUUUGCUAGUAAACAAGUUUUAGCUUUUAAACAUAAGUACAGUCGAUUCUCAUUAUUCAUGACAGCUAUAUUCUCUAAAGUCACUGCAAACACUGAUUUCAGAAUACUGAACAUCACUCCUAAAGGAAACAUAGGGUUAGGUAGAUUCCUGUGAGCCUUGUGGUCACAGUGUUUUUGUCAGCUGAUCAAUACCUUGUUGUAUGUGUGUUUCUGUUAAAGACACCUUAUUUAAUAUACGUUGUCGAUUUACUAACAUUGAACUCAUGACUAAUAGCACUAUACCUCAUGCGUAAAUGAAGCUUACCUGACACACUUUCUCCACAAAGCACAUCACAGCCUUCUUGCCAUUAGGAACACUACACUUGGGGCCAUUUUAAACAGUAAAGUCAUCAGUAAAAAGUGCAAAAGUAUGGAAAAUGUGGCACUAAAUAGAGAAAGGAACCCAUUUAUAUUAAUAGUAUGAGUUGAAAACAAGAAGGCAGAAUAACUGUUGCCUUCUUUAAUCUCAACUGGGAACAGUUCAUUUUCAUGACUCAGAUUUUUUUGCCACUCUGUGUGUCUACGAGUAUCCAUGAAAGAGCUACAAGUGAUUAUGUGGGGGCUACAAAUAAAUUUUAGUUAAUAGGCACAUAUGCAAAUACAGAAUCUGUAAAUAAUGGGGAUUGACUUUAUUUAUUAUUUGGUUAUCCAUAAGGUUAUAAGUUCUUCAGAGUUUUUCCUCCUUUUAUGUGUACGUUUAAGAAAUAUAGUCAUUUUCUUGAUUCCUAGAAAUCAAGUUCUGUAAUAGAUUAGUAUAUCAGUCAUUUGAAAGCUAAGUCUUAGAAUAUGUAGUUGCUGAACAUCUUAUUUGGAAUAAAACAGAAAUAAAUAGUUGUUCUAUAAUGUUCUUAUUAAGGCAUGAUUGGGAUCAGUACCUGGUGCCAUCCGAUCAUCCCAAAGGCAACUUCGUUCCCCAAGGAUGGGUCCUUCCCCCGCUCCCCAGCAACGACAUCUGGGCAACUGCUGUUAAGCUGCAUUAGUAAAGAUGCUCCAGGAGUGUGGUCCAGCCAACGCUCUUUCCAGCUGUAAAUAUUAGCGAUGGUACCAUCUUUUGCUGUAGACUAAACUGCAACUUCUAAAUUCCAUGUGGCAUUCCCCUACCCUGAAGUUAUGCUUUCCUUCUGUGCUCUGUGCUGGCCAGAGGUGCCUCUUGAAUCAGAUUAAUGUGGUUCUUCAGGAAAGGACUUAGGUGAACUGAGGUUUUUACCACAGGCAGUGAAUGACCUUGGUUCACCAAAUUUGCCUCUGUUUUGAGGGGCUUGGUCCAGAGUGACUUGUUAAUUUACUCUAACUUCCUUGUGUGUUGAUGGGUAAGUACACUCAAACACUGAAUACAGGUGUGCAAUGGGUAGAUUCACAGCUCUUCCACUAAUAGUGAGUGUGAAGGCAAGUUUGAUGCAAAACCUCCUGCCCUUCCUACCUGAAGAGCCCUUUGACUUCUAGGAAGAAAGGUCAAAAACGUGUUAUCUUCAGUUUUGUUAAUCCCAGUUUUAGUGCAGUUUAGGAGGCUGCUAGUUAGGAAGAUGGCAGUGGCUGUAGGCUGGGUUGCCAGAAAAGAUGGUGGCCUAGUCUUAUUAUUCAGGUGGAGAACUUAGAAAACCUGAAGAGUACCCGAAUUGGAUUGUGUUUUAAUGGACGAUGGCCGUAUUUUUUCCAUGUUAGAAGGAUCCUAAUGAAAGCACCUGUUAUUUUUAAGUUUCUAAGGGUCUAGUUGUUCAGAAUCCCCAAGGAUAUUUCCCUAACCUCACUCAGUCACAUUGUAGGAGCCAGUGUAGCUGUGGAAUUAUCUUAGGAACUCAAGCUUCUAAAACUAUCCAUGUAGUCAAAUCUGGGGGAAAAAGCAAAUAAAAAUAGUAAAAUUUGGCCGGGCGCGGUGGCUCACGCCUGUAAUCCCAGCACUUUGGGAGGCCGAGGCGGGCGGAUCACAAGGUCAGGAGAUCAAGGCCAUCCUGGCUAACACGGUGAAACCCUGUCUCUACUAAAAAUACAAAAAAAUUUAGCUGGGCAUAGGUGGUGCACGCCUGUAGUCCCAGCUACUGGGGAGGCUGAGGCAGGAGAAUGGUGUAAAACCCGGGAGGCAGAGCUUGCAGUGAGCCGAGAUCGCACCACUGCACUCCAGCCUGGGAGACAGAGUGAGACUCCGUCUGAAAAAAAAAUAGUAAAAUUUAUUUUUUAUAUUCAUUAAUAAAUGCUGUUGUGCUUGGAGAUGAUCACUCAUAUAACAUGUCAUUUUUUUGGUUCUGUUUUGGUUUGGUUUUUGCCAAUUAUUUUAUUUCCAAAAAACUAAAUAAAAAUCAUUUUUAUUUUUUA
This is a messenger RNA of Symphalangus syndactylus (siamang), 4606 nucleotides long. It is a transcript of the gene PDCD7, whose product is annotated as programmed cell death 7. NCBI's taxonomy places the organism in Eukaryota, Metazoa, Chordata, Mammalia, Primates, Hylobatidae. The record is from RefSeq and is a predicted model, not a curated record. Gene Ontology annotation, cellular component: U12-type spliceosomal complex.